AUGAGCUGUAACACCAGCAUGGAAGUCUCCAAGGGAAACAACAUCUUCCCUCAAAACCCCUAUUACAUCCCUGGCUACGGGGGCUACGUUCCUCAGUUCACCUUCAAGUUUGGGGACACCUAUGGCAGAACCACCCACGAUCUGCUGACAGAUCCCAACAUCAGGAAGAGCCCUCGCUCCCUGCUGGCACCACUGGACAACAAGGAAAACCUCCUUGAGUUCCAUUACCACAUUGAGCACCCAGGGUAUGUCACCCACCAGCCCAUUGCGAGCCCUGCCGAGGUGCCGCUGCUGGAGGAGCCGCUGGUGGCACGGAUGGAGCCCGGGCGCUGCCCGCCGGGCACGGCCGCGCUCGGUGCCCCGCGGGCCUGGCUGCCCCCGGAGCCGCUGCCGGGGCUCGCCCUGCACCCCGAGGCCCAGGAGAUGGAGAGGGAGCUGGCCAAGCCACCCCUGGCCCGAGCCCUGGGAACAGGGACUGGAACGUGCCAGUGUCACUGCGGAGGGAGCAGGGCGCAGCUAGAAACCGGAGGCGUGGCGCUGCCAGGAGGGGUUGCAACAGCAGAUUACCCAUUGCCAGUGCUGCCUGUCCCAAAUGCCAUCCGACAGAAAGUCACUUUAGGGUACACUGGAUUCAUCCCCUGCUCCAUGGACAAUGUUGGCAUGACCUACCUCUUGUCUGUGAAGAAAGCCAUGCAGGAAUUUGACCGUCGCCAGCUUUUGGAGAGAAAUCCACCUUAUACAUUGGGCACUAGAUUCCCCCUGACACACUGGCCGGACACCAAAAUCUACAACCGUGCUGGACUCAUACCUAACUACGCUGGCUUUGUACCACACCUGCAGGACAUCAGCGGGCUCACUUACGGGGACGGCACACGGGAAUCAUACCGGUGUGAACAGAGGAGACGGGGACGUGCACUGUGA
Molecule: messenger RNA, 921 nt
Organism: Lonchura striata (white-rumped munia)
Lineage: Eukaryota; Metazoa; Chordata; Aves; Passeriformes; Estrildidae
Source: RefSeq, a predicted model, not a curated record